AUGCCGUCCCUCAGCGCAAUCGUGACCGGAGGCGCAUCGGGCAUCGGUGAAGCCGUCGCGACCAAACUCGCCAGCCGCGGGGUCAAUGUCACCAUCGCCGACCUCGACACCAAGGCUGGAGAAGCACUGGCGAAAAAGCUCGAGAGCGACUUUGGAGCCGCGGCCGUGUUCGUGCGCACCGACGUUUCCCAGGAAGACGAUGUGAAAGCCAUGGUGGAGGCCGCGGUCAAGAGGUUCGGCCGGCUGGAUUUCGCGGCCAACUGCGCGGGGGUGUCGGAGACGGUGUGGCAUGAAGAGCAGAGCAUCACGACCCGGGACUUUGAUCGGUGCCGGGAUCCAUGUCAAGAACAAUCUCUGCGUGUCCUGGAAGUUGCUGACGCUGAUUCCCCAUCACUACAAUUCAGGGUCUACUCGAUUAACGCCAAGGGCGUCUGGCUGUGCCAGAAACACGAAGCGGCCCAGAUGCAACGCCAAUCGCCCCGUCCGAUCAGCCUGUCGGGCCCAUCGUCGUCGCGCGCCAUCCCCGGACAGAGGGGCUCCAUCGUCCACAUCUCGUCCGUGUGCGGCCUCAUCUCGCAGGGCCUCGGGGCGUACACGCCCGCGAAGCACGCCGUGCUGGGUAUCACCAAGAACGGCGCCAAGUUUUACGGCAAGGACCAGAUCCGCGUCAACGCCGUGUGCCCCGGGUGGGUGUACACGCCGCUGCUGGAGAAGGUCAUGGGCCAGCAAGGCGUGGCGGGGACCGCGGAGACGGAGCAGAGCCCCGUCCUGGACCGCAUCAUGCUGGGCCGCAUGUCGUUCCCCGAGGAGCAGGCCAGCGUCAUCAGUUUCCUCUUGAGCGACGACAGUAGCUAUAUCAACGGGGCGCACAUCGUGGUGGACGGGGGGUUUGUUGACAUUCACCCGUGA
Messenger RNA from Fonsecaea monophora, 909 nucleotides. RefSeq lists its product as hypothetical. The transcript is spliced from 2 exons. The record is from RefSeq and is a predicted model, not a curated record. NCBI's taxonomy places the organism in Eukaryota, Fungi, Ascomycota, Eurotiomycetes, Chaetothyriales, Herpotrichiellaceae. The coding region runs from base 1 to 909 and encodes 302 amino acids.